CUCCAUUAGCAUAUUUCGUUGAACGCAGUUUUCAGAUAUACUUGAUUAAUUGCCGAUUGGCGUGAACUUGUUCUCUUGAAAAUUUCUAGAAUACGAUCAGUUUGGGAAAAAUAUUAUUUCGAGAAUCAACAAUGUGUGACUCAGAAUAUUUAAUGGAAGGCGUAGAGCCCCCCAUGAGGGUAUAUUACGGCAAUGUUUGUGCUAAAUGUUUCAAAAGAUCUGAUUUAUUCAAAUGUGAGAAGUGCAAAGGUAUUCAAUAUUGCAGUAAAAAGCAUCAGAUGCAAGAUUGGCCAUUCCAUAAGAGAAUAUGUUCCUAUCUUAAAACACCUAAAUGCUACAAAGGCAUGGAUGAAAGAACUUUUUACUACGAAAAGUUUAAUUUUAUGCUGGGAAUGAGAGACCAUUUAGGUUCAAAUCUUAUGAACCACUUUGAGAAAGAGUUAUGCUUAUUGCCUUGGCUCUGUAAAAUAUGUUACUCUGCAGAUAAUUUGGACUUAUUUGUAUGCGAAGGCUGCUACUCCGUUCCUUAUUGCAGCAUGGAACACAAAAAACAAGAUUUGGAGAUGCAUAAAAAGAUAUGUGGAAAAUUAAAUUUAGGUAGAUUGAUGGCAUCUCUCGGUUAUGAAAAUGGGCAUAAAGUUAAGCUGAUACAAUUCGAUUAUGAAUCCAUACGACAAGGAGAGAGACAUUUUCCUACGAGUAUGAAGGGUUUAUUGAAACUUUUGCAGAGGCAAGUAAGAUUUCCGAGAAACGAUUGCGAAGCUUUAAAUAUUAGUAUAUUUGGUGAUCGUUACGCUGCUGCAGCCACUAUUCUUUCAGCUCUUGAAAACUCUGAUUACAUCAUUAAACGGAAAUUUAAUUGGUCGCCAAACAAGCAAUUAUCCCAAGUCACUGAUAAAAAUCCCAAAGCAAAAAAAAAAUUCAGUGGUACUUUGGUUAUUCAUAUAGUACAAGCUAGUGACUAUGAGAUGAAUAUUCAUUGGCCUAACUAUGUAGGACUUCUUCUCGAUUGGUUGAUAAAUGUACAUCACGUCAAAAUAAUUUUAGUUGGCAAAGAUUUACUAAAUUUUGAAGCGCCUAAUUUUGACUCGAUCAAUCAUUUGGCUACUUGUGAAGUCUAUACCAAGGAUUACCAAGAUGUUGUUGACAAGAUAGACCGCCCAGAUAUUGUUGUUCUUUAUAAUUUCGGAUAUCCGAAAAUGAGCAGCCUCAACGAAUUCGUAAAAUCAAGUGGAUUACUGUCCCUAGUAAAAUAUAGUCAGGUUCCAGUUGUACUAACUUCUGCUUUUGUUAUAUUUUUAAAAAAAUUAUCUAUAGGCAUAGCUUUACUUCAACGUUCUGAUAUUGAAAUGGCAUUAACUAUGAACGUCAAUCAGUUUAGUGAUUGUCGGUCUAUAAGAUUCUGGGAUAAGACAGAAUUUCUAUGUGGUCAUUUGAAUGAAGUUGUUACUAUCUUCAGAAAAAAAUAAUUUUUCCCUUAUAAUAUUUGUUUGUUUUUAUCUUUUAAUUGUUCUGUGUAUACGGUAUUUUUAAUUAUUUAUUCAGUUCAAUGUAAUUAAUGUCUCACCAGAUUAUGUGACGAUGUAUUUUUAGGCUUCAUUGAAAUAUUUUUGACUUAUAUGUAUCGUUCGUUUAAUAAUAAUUUUUCGAAUAAAGGUUUUCUCAACUUCUA
Molecule: messenger RNA, 1672 nt
Organism: Coccinella septempunctata (seven-spotted ladybird)
Lineage: Eukaryota; Metazoa; Arthropoda; Insecta; Coleoptera; Coccinellidae
Exons: 1
Coding region: 132-1469 (445 amino acids)
Cellular component (GO): extrinsic component of mitochondrial inner membrane
Source: RefSeq, a predicted model, not a curated record